Purpureocillium lilacinum is the source of this 879-nucleotide messenger RNA. Its product is annotated as vesicular-fusion protein S17. NCBI's taxonomy places the organism in Eukaryota, Fungi, Ascomycota, Sordariomycetes, Hypocreales, Ophiocordycipitaceae. Gene Ontology annotation, molecular function: soluble NSF attachment protein activity; syntaxin binding. The record is from RefSeq and is a predicted model, not a curated record. Gene Ontology annotation, biological process: intracellular protein transport; SNARE complex disassembly. Gene Ontology annotation, cellular component: SNARE complex; vacuolar membrane.
AUGGCCCAGGAUCCGCGUGCACUGCUGCAAAAGGCCGAGAAGGCGCUCCAAGGCGCCGGGAGCGGCUUCAGCUUCUUCGGCGGCCGCGAGGAAAAGUACCAGAAUGCCGCGGACAUGUUUGUCCAGGCCGCCAACGCCUUCAAGAUGCAGAAGCAGAACGUCGACGCCGGCAAGGCCUUCGAGCAGGCCGCGCAAAUACAGACCAACAAGCUCAACGAGCCGGACGAUGCCGCCAACACCCUCGUCGACGCCUUCAAGGCGUACCGCAAGGAGGACCCCCAAGCCGCGGCGCGGUGCCUCAACGUUGCCAUCGACCGAUACUGCUCAAAGGGCAACUUCCGCAGGGCGGCCACGCACAAGGAGAGCCUAGGCGAGCUGUACGAGCAGGACCUGGGCGACACCAAGAGCGCUCUCGAGGCCUACGAGUCGGCGGCGGGGUGGUACGAGGGUGACAAUGCCAACGCUCUCGCCAACAAGCUGUGGCUCAAGGUGGCCGACGUGGCUGCGCUCGAUGGCGACUACAACAAGGCCAUCGACAACUACGAAAAGGUGGCCGAGCAGUCCAUCAACAACAACCUGAUGAAGUACAGCGUCAAGGACUACCUGCUCAAGGCGGGCAUCUGCCACCUUGCGAGCGGCGACCUGGUGGCGGCGCAGCGCGCCCUCGAGCGCUACCGCGAGCUCGACCCGGGCUUCGCGACGCAGCGCGAGCACAUGCUCCUGGUAGACUUGUGCGAGGCGGUCGAGGCCAAGAGCCAAGAGCAGUUUACGGACAAGCUGUUCCAGUACGACCAAGUGAGCAAGCUGGACAAGUGGAAGACGACGAUCCUCGUGCGGGUCAAGAAUUCCAUCGAAGAGGCCGACGACGAGUUUGCCUAA